CCAGCUCACUGACUGCUCAGCAAAACAAACGCCAUCUUUAUUUGACAGGCAAACUACUGAGGCAGAGUUGUGGAGCAAAAACUAGGUCAGGCAGGCGCCAGGAAAACGAAACCACUUUGAGAAAUUUCUGCUCUCUGUGCCCCCCGCCGGUGUUAGCAAACCUCCCGACACACCGGGCUGUCCUAUGGUCCAAUGUGUUUGAUCGGUCCGCCAGCUUUAACGCAGUUUUCUGGUGUCGGUCCCGGUUGACGUUGAGUGAUCGCCUUUUCUGACAAACUGCCGACGGAGGUGAAAGCCAGGAUGAAACGAGGUCUGCAAGGGAGUGAACAGGAGGAUGGAGGUGGCACCAGCAGUGGGUCUCAGGAGACUCUUAAACGGUCCCGCAAGCAGAGGAGGGAGAAAGAUCUGGAGGAGGAGGGAGCCCGCUGGGGGUGUCUGCCUCAGGAGAUUCUGCUCCACAUCUUCCAGUACCUGCCUCUGCUGGAUAGGGCUUAUGCUUCUCAGGUGUGCCGCAGCUGGAACCAGGCUUUUCACAUGCCAGAGCUGUGGCGCUGCUUUGAGUUCGAGUUGAACCAACCAGCCAGCUCUUACCUGAAGGCCACACACCCAGAACUCAUCAAGCAGAUAAUCAAAAGGCACUCCAACCACCUGCAGUAUGUCAGCUUCAAGGUGGACAGCAGCAGAGAGUCCGCAGAGGCAGCGUGCGACAUCCUCUCUCAGCUCGUGAAUUGUUCUUUGAAAACUCUGGGGCUCAUCUCCACAGCCAGACCCAGCUUCAUGGAGCUGCCCAAGUCUCACUUCAUCUCAGCGCUGACGGUGGUUUUUGUCAACUCCAAAUCUCUGUCCUCCCUGAAGAUUGAUGACACGCCUGUAGACGACCCCUCCCUCAAAGUCCUGGUUGCCAAUAACAGCGACACCCUCAAACUGCUGAAAAUGAGCAGUUGCCCUCAUGUGUCACCUGCAGGCAUCCUGUGUGUGGCUGAUCAGUGCCACGGCCUGAGAGAACUGGCGCUCAACUACCAUUUGUUGAGUGAUGACCUUCUCAUCGCCCUUUCUUCGGAGAAACAUGUUCACCUUGAGCACCUUCGCAUCGACGUGGUCAGUGAGAACCCUGGCCAACAGUUCCACACCAUCAAGAAGAGCAGCUGGGACGCCAUGGUGCGCCACUCUCCUAAAUUCAAUCUGGUCAUGUACUUCUUCCUCUAUGAGGAGGAGUUCGGCCCUUUCUUCCGCGAUGAAAUCCCUGUCACGCAUCUGUACUUUGGCCGCUCCGUCAGUAAAGACGUGCUCGGCCGUGUUGGGCUCAACUGUCCGCGUCUGGUCGAGCUGGUGGUGUGCGCCAACGGGCUGCGGCCGCUGGAUGAGGAGCUGAUCCGCAUUGCCCAGCGCUGCACGCAGCUGUCGGCCAUCGGAUUGGGAGAGUGCGAAGUGUCGUGUAGCGCCUUCGUGGAGUUUGUCAAGAUGUGUGGCGGCAGACUGACGCAGCUAUCCAUCAUGGAGGAGGUACUGGUUCCAGAUCACCGCUAUGGGCUGGAUGAUAUCCACUGGGAGGUGUCAAAGCAUUUGGGUCGCGUCUGGUUCCCAGACAUGAUGCCCACCUGGUAGAGGUCUGGGAGAAGACUUAAGUUUUGUCUAGGUUUUUGUGGGUUUGUGUGCAUCCCUUGAAGAACUUCGUUUUUUGGGGAUGCCUGUCAUCUUUCUCCUGUUUUUGAGAAAGGCUUUCCCAGGCACCAUAUGUGGUUUUUCUCCCUAAAUACAUGAAGAAGUUGCAUCACUUUGCAUUCUGAUGUGAUGAAAUGUUUUACAUUAAUUUCAACGUCACCAUGCUGUUCUGUUCUGUGUAUACAGUCUUUAUUUAUAUGUAUAUUUAUUUAAUAAUAAUAAUAGUACAUUUUAUUGAGAGAGCGCAUUUCAGGGUACUCAAAGACAUUUUGCAUUUGUUAAAAUGAUCAUAACACAACAGUUAUUUCACAUUAAAAGCAGAAAUUUAAUUAGUGAUUUGGACUGGAACAGAUUGGUGCAGUCUUAGAUGUGUGUGUGUGUGG
Molecule: messenger RNA, 2045 nt
Organism: Plectropomus leopardus (leopard coralgrouper)
Lineage: Eukaryota; Metazoa; Chordata; Actinopteri; Perciformes; Serranidae
Product: F-box/LRR-repeat protein 3-like
Cellular component (GO): mitochondrion
Molecular function (GO): protein binding
Source: RefSeq, a predicted model, not a curated record